GAGCCAUUCUCUGCAUUCGUAUUAAUGAAUUGAGUGAGUUAACAACGUUUUGAAAUUAAUUUCGCAUUUCGGUGAAAAAUUAUUGAGGAAAAUACAUCCAAUAAAAAUAACAAUUGCAAAAUUGUUAACAAUAACGGAAAUCUGUCGAAAGUUACACAUUUUCACAACGUUUUCAGCAGUGAAAAAGCGGGAAGACGCGGAGCUAUUCACGGCCUUGUGAAGUUCGACAGCGAAGUUAGACUUUUCUGUGGCGGAAAAGCAUUCAGUAAAAUAUUUAUUCAAAUGAGCUAAUCUUAUACAACAAAGUAACACGUUUGAAAAAGCAAAAAGGUGUACGAAAAACAAUUAAAAAAACUUACCUGCUAUUGAAAAUUUCUUGUUAACGCCCCUCUUCGACGCGGAGGUGGUUCAGUUGGUCGAUACGAAGAAUAUCGUGCUGCCAUUUCUAUUUCACAUUGUAGUGAAAAAAGUCGGGUCGGUUAUCUGGUAGGAAAGUAGAGACGAAACAUUUUUCAUGAACUUGAAAUUUGCGAUGAAACAGAAAAUUUGUUGCAACAUUGCAUUCAACAACAUGCGAAAUUACAACAACAUGCGAAGCAUUACUCAUUGAAAUUUACUGAAGCUGAGCAAGAAUCGAAACGUAUAAGGCAUCCGGCAACACCAUACUGUUGGCAUUCCAAUCUUCUUCUUAUUAACGCUUAAAAUUGAAAAGUGAUUGCAUGGACAAAUGAAUUUGCAUUUAAUUUUAAUAGAUAUAAUUAGAAUAUUAGCAUAAGAAUCGGUAAAAACACGAGUGUGAGUGUAUAUUUGGUGAAUUUUAGUGAAAUGUUAAAAAAUAUAGAGUGUAAUGUGGCAAAUUAUAGUGAAGUUCCCGAGGGCAUUUUGAAUGUAAAUAAUUAAAAAAUCAUUAUUUCCCGAAUAAUUUAAAGUUAUAAAGAGUGUUCCUUAACACCUCACUAAUAUCUCCACCAAGUUUCAUUAAAAAAAACGUUAUAGUUUGCCAGAAAUUCCAAAAUAUACAUUGUUCUAAAUUCCAGCCAAUUUUACCCCAUCCAAAUUAAUUGGAUUUCAAACCCCAAAGCCUAUCAAUCUUGGAAAAUAAAUUAAAAAUUAAACAAACACUCUUGGACAACAACAUUAAACAAGUUUAUGUACGAGAGGUGCCUUUUAUAUUUCGGGAGGUGGCAACCCUGGUGUUGCAAUUUGGCAACUGACAGCUGUAUCUCAAAGUUUGACAUUUUUUGGCUUUUACGUACUCAGAACGUUUUGAAAUACCAGCGCUAUUUGUGUUGUUUACAGUAACUUAAAAGAUUCAUCUCGGUCCAAAAAUGGAAUCAAAUCGUGAACAUUUUCGUGCGAUUACUUAUUACAACUUUCGACGUGGAUUAACUCAGCAACAGUGCAUGGAUGAACUUGAUUCAUUGUUUGGCGAUGAAGCUCCAUCAAGGACCAGUGUUGGUCGAUGGUAUAGUGAAUCCAAUCGUACACAAAAAAAUAAUCAGAAAAAAAAUGGCAAAAAUUAACAACAAAAAGUGUUUAAAAGUGAGCGUUAGUGAAAAAUAUCCUAAAUACAAAAAUUGACUACGAAAUUUAUCAAUUUAUCUUUAAAAUUUCAUAAAUUACCUAAACAAAUUUAUAAGAGUAGCGCAAAAAGUAUUGUGAAAGCAGAGCGCCAAAAUACCUCGUGCUGUUCUGUCAAUCUACCCAAAGAGUCAACUCGAAUCUUUUGUAGCUGUUAGUUCAUCAUUGUUCACGCUUUGUGCUUCUCCUCCUUGGUGGAAACAAGCGAAGAAGCAUCGAAAAACGUGCGCACCAGUACCAUUAAAAAAGAUAUACAAGAGUAUAUACAGUUGCAACAACAAGAAGCAGCACACAGCAUAGAAAAGCCAGGUGCAAUAGCCGAUAGUAAGUUGGCUGCAUUGCUGUCGUCUGAUCCGGCAUUUGAAUUUACAUCCGUAUUCGUGUUAACGUCUAAGGAUAAAGAGCAGUGACUUGUGCAAAUACGACGGGUACAUCAAUCAACCGGUAGUGCAAUUUCCACAUUCUCUACGACGGCGUCUUUGUGCUCAUUCAAAAUUUCUGCUACCUCGCCUAAAUCUAAACGUAAGACGUCUAAUAAAGACAAGAAGAUGUCGCGCCGCAACAAGAAGGGAGGCAAAGAUAUGGAGUUUUUGUUCAGCGAAGAAAGUACUGGCAUUGAGGCUCAGCAGCCAGUUGGCGACAAGGCAGUUGAGGAAUUGUUAAAAACGGUUUUAGCAAACCAAGCAAAAAUAUUGGAAAACCAGAAAAUAGUUAUGGACCAAUUCUUUCAUUUCGGCAAGCGACUAAAUAAUUUAGAAAACAUAUUUAAUGAAAAUAAAAUCGAAGCCAGUGAGCAUCGCUCUGUUUGUAAAAUGAUUGGAGAAGAAGUGGAUGAAAUUCAAACGGAAAUAUCGUUGACAUUACCAUUGCAAACGGUAGCUGCAGCUAAAGAAUUUGAAACAAAGCUGCUGCAACAACAAUAUCUUGAGGCAAUGAAAAGUUUUCUUUUGAAAAUUAAGGGUCCUGAAACGACUGUUGACGAUUUGCUUCGUCAAAUUUAUAGUGAUGAAAUGUUGUGGCUUUGCAACUGGGAUGGUAGGGGUAACAAGGAAGCAUUGUCCCAAUAUUCUAUUGUUUCGGACAUACUUUAUGAUAUGUUUCAGCUAUGCGCUCAAACUUACGAGAAGAACAUUCGUAAGUCCAUUGAGCUUAGUCACCACCGUCUUAAGCAGCGAGAUUAUCGGCAGCGGCAUAAAAAUAAAAAAUAAUAUUUAACACUUACUAUAUAUAAAAAAGUUAUAUGUAAAUAAAUUAUUAAUAAUAAUUAAAAAAAAAAUUUAAUUACUAAUCAAUGCAUGUAUUUACCUUUUGCUUUCGAAUAAUAACGUUUAUACUAUUUUCACACGAAUUUUGCCUUAAUAUAAUUUUUUAAAUAUAAUUAUAAUAUAUAUAAAGAAGUAGGUAUACUAAUAACUAGUAAAUAAAUAAAUUACU
Messenger RNA from Anastrepha ludens (Mexican fruit fly), 3015 nucleotides. RefSeq lists its product as uncharacterized. Lineage: Eukaryota; Metazoa; Arthropoda; Insecta; Diptera; Tephritidae. The record is from RefSeq and is a predicted model, not a curated record. Bases 2130 to 2789 code for a protein of 219 amino acids. The transcript has 7 exons.